ACUACCGCCAAAUCCAUUCAUUGGCGAGCAGUUCUUUGCACUGUCGACGGACGCUUCCGGGGCCAACACACAAAGGUAACUACUUCACCGUAUAAAGUUUCUACCUUUAUCUGUUUUCCCUCCGAAAUCGCCUCCCAUGGCGGAUGACAUCUUCGGCGAAGAUUUUCUGAAUUUGGAAGCGACCCACCAAAAGGAAGGUUUCGAGGAAGGCUACAGAGACGGCUUGGUCGCUGGAAAGGAGGAGGCGAAGCCGACGGGUGUCAAAACCGGGUUCGAGGUGGGCGAGGAGCUCGGGUUCUACAGGGGAUGCGUGGAUGUUUGGAACUCCGCGAUCCGGGUCGACCCAACCCGGUUCACGCACCGGGUACAGAAGGCGGUGAGGCAGAUGGAGGAGAUGAUUGAGAAGUACCCGAUCAUGGAACCGGAGGACGAGAGCGUCGGGGAUGUGAUGGAGGCUCUGAGGUUGAAGUUCCGGGCGGUUUGUGCUUCGUUGGGUUUUUCUGCAGUUGGUGAUGAGCAGGAGGGAGAGAAAAUGUUGAAGUCGAUGCUUGGUUGCUGCAAGGUUUACAUAUCCGAAAGCAGAAACAGGGCAGCGCUGGAAUCAGUCGAACGGGCUGCUAAGCUUUUCUCGGAAGCACCGAUUGUGAAUAAGUUCGAAGAUGAAACGUACAACAGAGUUGGUUACACACUUGUCUCUACGUUGGCUCCAAAGCCGUCUGUAGAUCCUAGUCCUUUGAAGAUGGCAGUGCUUGCCAUGGUCAAGGCUGCUUUCGAAACAAUUGAUCUCGAGUCACAUUGUGGAAGUCAUCCGCGGCUCGGAGUUGUGGAUCAUAUAUGCUUUCAUCCCCUUCUCGGUGCUUCUUUGGAGCAAGUGGCUGGUGUUGCAAACUCUUUGGCUGCAGAAGUUGGCUCUAGUCUUCAAGUUCCUACUUUUCUCUAUGGAGCUGCCCAUGAAGAGGGAAGAACGCUUGAUUCAGUCAGAAGAGAGUUAGGUUAUUUCAAGCCGAAUUCUAGCGGAGAACAAUGGGUUGGGGGACCGAAAUCAGAUUACUUGGCGCUGAAGCCGGACAAGGGUCCCCCUCAAGUGACUCAAGGAAGGGGUGUCAUUGUGAUUGGAGCAACCCGGUGGGUUGAUAACUAUAAUGUCCCGGUCAUCUCUACUGAUAUUGCUGCUGUUCGUAGAAUUGCAAAACGAGUGAGUGGCAGGGGAGGCGGACUUGCUUCGGUCCAAGCCAUGGCACUUGCGCACGGUGAAUCCAUCAUCGAAGUCGCUUGCAAUUUGUUGGAACCAGAGAAGGUGCGAGGAGAUAGGGUUCAACUUGAAGUUGAGAGGCUUGCAAAGGAAGAGGGUAUGAGAGUUGGGAAAGGCUACUUCACUGAUUUUUCUCAGGAAAGAUUAAUUGAAAGUUACUUGAAGUCGGAUUUCAGUACAAACAAAAUGUGUUUCUAGAUUGUAAAAGCACUUUUAAUGUGCACUAGGACACAUAUUACUCCUAAUAAAAGUGCUUCUAGCUUUUUUUUUUUUUUUUGUCUAGAAGCUCUCUUAAACAAGCUCUUAGUCACUGUCGAUUACUUACAUCCCGUGAUGAGACUUAUAACUUGUUUGGUUGAAGUUUCCCCAUCCAUCGUUGUCAACACAACAUCCAAACGUUGGUUACUUUCUAUUUAUUUUUCAAUUAACUUGAAACUUUGUCA
This is a messenger RNA of Malus domestica (apple), 1695 nucleotides long. Lineage: Eukaryota; Viridiplantae; Streptophyta; Magnoliopsida; Rosales; Rosaceae. The record is from RefSeq and is a predicted model, not a curated record.